Molecule: messenger RNA, 738 nt
Organism: Sphenostylis stenocarpa
Lineage: Eukaryota; Viridiplantae; Streptophyta; Magnoliopsida; Fabales; Fabaceae
Source: the annotation of a GenBank genome assembly
AUGGAGUCCCAUGACAUACAGAAGAACUGUAACAUCGUUCCUAUUUCGGCGGAGGAGUUGAAGAUACGAAGUGAGCUUGGAAUGGAGAUUGAAAAGGACUUGGAAGAAGAGAUCAAGGAGGGUAUAUACCACCUUGCUCUUCGGUUGCACAGGAUUUACCAGGAGAGGAAGGAAAAAAGUGCAAAAGAAACAUUUGAACCUGACAAUAACCGAGCUAGAGCCCUUUCUGAAGUGAACAUAAGCAUAAGAAUGGAAGGUAGAACUAAAGUUGAAAUCAAAGAGGUGAACAAUGAAGAAGCUGUUAAAAAGGGUUGUCCGUAUUCUAGGCCACAAAAUGUGAGGGAAGUGAAGAAGGUUGAUUGGGUAAAGACCCUGAGAGGAGGUUCAAGCCCUGUUUGUGCUAGCAGAUUAUCAAGUGUCAGCUCAAAGAACAAGGAGAAAAAGCAUAGCACUGACCCUAAUGGUUUAUCCAAUUGGAAAAUUCCCGGUGGGAGGGGAAAGAAAGCUGGUUCCUUUGGGGAAGUAAAACAGAAUGCAGGCGUGGAAAAGGAGAUACUUCAGUUGGGGUGGAGGUACGGGCUAAAAUGUGGCAACGUAACGGAGCCCUCCCUGACCCACACCUUCAACAUCUUGUCUGUCAAAAAUCAUGGAGAUGGGGAGGGCAAAGAAAUAUUAGAUGAACUGAAAAGAAGCAUGGCUGCUUCUGGUGCGAGUUGUGUAGCAAGAAUAGGGUGGUGA